Didymosphaeria variabile is the source of this 1008-nucleotide messenger RNA. RefSeq lists its product as uncharacterized. Gene Ontology annotation, cellular component: mitochondrion. The record is from RefSeq and is a predicted model, not a curated record. Gene Ontology annotation, biological process: mitochondrial proton-transporting ATP synthase complex assembly. Bases 1 to 1008 code for a protein of 335 amino acids. Lineage: Eukaryota; Fungi; Ascomycota; Dothideomycetes; Pleosporales; Didymosphaeriaceae. The transcript has a single exon.
AUGGCUGCACUCCGCAUACCGAUGCUGCGGCACCUCGUCCGUCAACCACUCGCCGGCCCUCGAACCUGCCAACGCCGCUGGGCACGCGUGCAGGACGUCCGCUUUCUCGCUACGCACGGCGCUCAGGAGCGUAUACUCGCAAAAUACAAGGACAAGCUCGAGUCAAAGGCGAAAAAGGAGGGGCUCAAUGGCGUCUCGGAGCUCAAGAAAGCCUACGAGGACAAGAUCCAGGAGCUCAGGAAACAAGCCUCCGUUCCAGGAGCCACCGCACCCUUGACACCUCCACCCUCUCCGCAACCCUCGUCCUCCAGCACAUCACCCGCGCCAACGUCGCCCUGGCCCGCACCACCACCCCCACCAACACCCCAGUCCACCUCCCCAUCUACAUCGAAACCACCCCCUGGCGUCAAAACCCUCGACUCCUUUCUCGCCCUUGACAAGAUAACCUCUUUGCCCGCCAAAGAAGUCCAAGUCCUUUGGCGUCUCCGCCACGCCUCCAAUGCCCAAUCCGUACACUUCUCCCUCCCAUCCUCGACCUUUACCGCGCUUCUUGAGAACGCAAAGCGCCACCCUUCCUUCGUCUUGCCUUUGCCCCGCGAAGUCCCAGCCGACCAGUUGCCCGACGCCAACAUCGAUGCGGCGCAAUCGCAAACAGCCGCCGAGUUACACUACCUUCAGUUCGCGCACCCGCAUGCGAACACGACGACGCUGCUGUUUACAAGUCUGGCAGAAUAUAAGCUGAGAGGGGAGUUUGCGUCGCCGCAUACCACUAUCACAUUUCACUCUGAGCUCGCAGAUUCGCAUGACCUGGUACUUGGCCAAGGCACCGUUGUCGAGGGCCGAGGUGUCACCGUAGACGAAGCACGCUUUCUGUUGAUGUGUAUGCAGAAGUUCUACGUUGUCAGUGAAGAGGGCAGGGGCAGGGGCGAGCUGCUGGAAAUGUUUACACGAGGGGAUGGGGAAUUUCGAGUAGAGCGCUUGCUCGAGGAGGCGGAGAAGAUCGUAUAG